CUCAAUAAUUUCUCUUUUACAGGCAUGGGUGCUGCUUAUGGGACUGCAAAGAGUGGAGUUGGAGUGGCCUCCAUGGGAGUUAUGAGGCCAGAGCUUGUCAUGAAAUCUAUAGUUCCUGUUGUUAUGGCUGGAGUGUUGGGUAUUUAUGGAUUGAUCAUUGCUGUUAUUAUUAGUACCGGAAUAAACCCGAAAGCGAAAUCGUACUAUUUGUUUGAUGGUUAUGCUCAUCUGUCUUCUGGACUUGCUUGUGGACUUGCUGGUCUCUCUGCUGGAAUGGCAAUUGGGAUUGUUGGUGAUGCUGGUGUUCGGGCCAAUGCACAACAACCUAAGCUCUUUGUUGGAAUGAUUCUCAUCCUCAUCUUCGCCGAAGCUCUCGCCCUCUACGGUCUCAUUGUUGGUAUCAUUCUUUCCUCUCGAGCAGGCCAAUCCCGUGCAGAUUAAAGUACGUAAAGUCGAUCCACCGUCUUUGAAUUUGUGAUUCAAAUGUUUUAAGGAGAUUUUGGUACUGUGUUACUUCUGUUGAUGUCAAACUGAACCUAUUGUAUUGUAUUGAGUUAUGGUAAUGAGCAGGUUUUAUGACAAACCUCCAUGCUCUUCUGGUUGUUUUGUGUGAUAUUCUUUCUAAAUUUAGUCGGUGUGGACAUUACCUUUGGAUGCA
Cucurbita pepo subsp. pepo (vegetable marrow) is the source of this 658-nucleotide messenger RNA. Lineage: Eukaryota; Viridiplantae; Streptophyta; Magnoliopsida; Cucurbitales; Cucurbitaceae. The record is from RefSeq and is a predicted model, not a curated record.